Molecule: messenger RNA, 1694 nt
Organism: Nylanderia fulva
Lineage: Eukaryota; Metazoa; Arthropoda; Insecta; Hymenoptera; Formicidae
Source: RefSeq, a predicted model, not a curated record
CGAUAAAAUAUAUACAACGAUAUGACUGCCUCGCAAGAAAAAGGCUGUGAAUCUUUUGUAAAUGAUGCUGAAAUGCUAGAUAUUAAUACAAAGAAAGGCUCUGUCGAUAAAAAUACAUGCUUCAAAGAGACUGCUGCACAAAGAGAAAACUGUGACUCUCUUAAAAAUGAUGAUGCUCAAAUAUCAUUAGCUGAUGAUACAAGAAUAGCAUUUAUCGAUGAAAAUAUAUACAACGGUAUGACUGCCUCGCAAGAAAAAGGCUGUGAAUCUUUUGUAAAUGAUGCUGAAAUGCUAGAUAUUAAUACAAAGAAAGGCUCUGUCGAUAAAAAUACAUGCUUUGAAGAGACUGCUACACAAAGAGAAAACUGUGAAUCUCUUAAAAAUGAUGAUGCUCAAAUAUCAUUAGCUGAUGAUACAAGAAUAGCAUUUAUCGAUGAAAAUAUAUACAACGGUAUGACUGCCUCGCAAGAAAAAGGCUGUGAAUCUUUUGUAAAUGAUGCUGAAAUGCUAGAUAUUAAUACAAAGAAAGGCUCUGUCGAUAAAAAUACAUGCUUUGAAGAGACUGCUACACAAAGAGAAAACUGUGAAUCUCUUAAAAAUGAUGAUGCUCAAAUAUCAUUAGCUGAUGAUACAAGAAUAGCAUUUAUCGAUGAAAAUAUAUACAACGGUAUGACUGCCUCGCAAGAAAAAGGCUGUGAAUCUUUUGUAAAUGAUGCUGAAAUGCUAGAUAUUAAUACAAAGAAAGGCUCUGUCGAUAAAAAUACAUGCUUCGAAGAGACUGCUACACAAAGAGAAAACUGUGAAUCUCUUAAAAAUGAUGAUGCUCAAAUAUCAUUAGAUAAUGAUAUAAGAAUAGGAUCUAUCGAUAAAAAUAUAUACAACGAUAAGACUACCUCGCAAGAAAAAGGCUGUGAAUCUUUUGUAAAUGAUGCUGAAAUGUUAGAUAUUAAUACAAAGAAAGACUCUGUCGAUAAAAAUACAUGCAUCAAAGAGACUGCUGCACAAAGAGAAAACUGUGACUCUCUUAAAAAUGAUGAUGCUCAAAUAUCAUUAGCUGAUGAUACAAGAAUAGCAUUUAUCGAUGAAAAUAUAUACAACGGUAUGACUGCCUCGCAAGAAAAAGGCUGUGAAUCUUUUGUAAAUGAUGCUGAAAUGCUAGAUAUUAAUACAUUGAUAAAUGCUAUCGAUAAAAAUGAAAAUAUUGGUGAGAUGCAUAUCAAAGGCUGUAAUUUCCUGGAAAAUUCUGGAAUUUUAAUGACUAUAGCAUCUCCUUAUGGCAAAACCAAAAGGCAGCGUUGGACAGAAAAAGAAAAAGAAACAGUACUUCAAGCAUUUUCCACACAUAUGAAAAACUUAACGCUACCGUCUUUACGAGAAAUUCAAGAAACUAAAAAGAAGUAUAGUUGUUUAUUUAAUCGGACAUCACCGCAAAUAAAAACAUGGAUCCAUAAUAAACAGAAAGCUCUACGACAAUAUGAAUAAUGUCAUUCUGGUAAUUGCAACUGCUUUGAAUUCUUGUUUAUUUCAUUAGAUAAUAUUUUAAAAAAUGUUUUCUUAUCAUUUAAUUAAUACUUCAAACAUAAUACUUCAAAUUUAUUUUAUAUUCUUUCAAGAUGUCAGUUUUCGACAAAAUUUACACCGAUAAUGAAAGUUAUUGAAAGUUGCAAACAAUAUAAUUGUAGCUUUUAAUUUUU